AUGGACAUCUUUGCGGAACCAGACGACCCUAUCCAGUCUACCCAGGAGCAAACGCCAUAUCUCUGCAUCGAGCACUGGGAUGGGGGCAUGUUUCGCACAUACAGCCAUAGGAAGCACAAAACGAGCAUCAUACCAGCGCUGCUGCGGGUGAUUCCGGACAUGCCCACGGCAGACCAGCCGUACCUGGAGAACCUGUACCCAACCCCGAAGGAGGAGCUCCAGCCGUUUAUACAGACAUGGCUGUACUUUGGGAUGCUCGCCGAACUGCUGGGCCUGAACGAGAUCGCGCCCGAUGUACGCCUAGUCGAGGAAUCUGCCGCCAAAGAGGAAAUCUCAAAGCUGCACAAGCAACUGACCCGCGAGGAGAACGGGCGAACCGUUCUCACCGCCACCGAGAUCCUGACCUGGGGUCCGCUCUUCCUCGAACGAGUGCAGAUGGCGGAGAAUCAGUUCGAGAGGCUCGUUUACAUACUCCAGUGCCUGCACUACGCCAUGGUCAUGCUGCAAUCUACCCAGGAGAACAUCGACCACGCCGUUCGCUACUCCAUCGCCGCGCUGGGCGAGCUCUUCACCACGGGCAUCUACGCCGCCGCCUCGUCGGCCCAGCCGAGAGUCGUGUUUCCGCGUGAGCUUUCGGGAAUCUCCUGGUACAAAGACUACAUUUGUCCCGGGGGCGUGGUCGAGAAGAAGAUGCUGAGCAACGGCUGGUGCCCCAGCGAGAUUGAAAAGAUCCGGUCGCAGCUGCAGGGAUUGUACACGAUGCACUACACGAGCCAGCUGAAGAAACCGACGCCCUGGUUGGACCAUUCGAGCUGUGGCAAGACUUUUUGCGACGCGUUUCGCAUUGACGUGAGCACAUAUAAGCCCGUCCAUGUACACGACGGUUGUGGGUGCGAGUUCAUCGAGGCGGAUCCCGCAAAGAUGGUGGGCAUCUUGAGGAAUACGGAUGGUUUUCCGCUAGUACGGGUUGAAGGGGACUUGGACGAUUUGAAGAUUGCGGUUGAGGAGUUUGAGGACGGAGUUUCGUAUGUGGCAUUGUCGCAUGUUUGGGCGAAUGGCCUCGGAAAUCCGACUAGCAAUUCACUGCCAAGGUGCCAGAUUGCACGGAUUAGCAAGUUUAUAGACGAUCUGCCCAAGGCUCCGGGCAGCGCAGAGCCUCCGCGGCUUUGGCUCGACACGUUGUGCUGCCCAGUCGAAGCGGAGAGCAAAAUGAUCUGCCUCGAGCGCAUCGCUGAUGUGUACAGGAGGGCGCACCAUGUUUUGGUGUUGGAUACGACUCUGACCGCAUUCAAGUACGAAGGAACCAGCCCUGCCGAGUUGCUAGUCCGGGCGUUUGGCUGUUCGCCCUGGAUGAGGAGGCUAUGGACACUGCAAGAGGGCGCGCUUGCGAGGACUCUCCAGAUCCAGUAUGCAGACAAGGCCGGGAACAAUAUCACCAUGCUGACGGACUUGUGGAUGCUUGGCAGCCAAGAUUCGCGAUACAUGCGGAUAUUCCAGGACGUGCUCAACGAGUUUAACCAACUCCUCGGCUUCAGUCCCAAGACGGGCCCCGAAAACGCCAACCUCCCAUGGCAGCAGCCGCAAAUCACCACUCUCCAACGAACCCUCAACUUCCGCACCGUCUCCGUCCCUGCCGACGAAGCGCUAUGCAUCUCAACCCUCAUGAAACUAGACACAAGGUACAUUGCCGCCGGAAGAGAUGCCAGUGAUCGCAUGAAACGCAUGUGGGAAAAGCUAUCCGAAGCAAACGGCGGCAUAUCGGCCCGACUGCUCUUCUACCUGGACGAACAGCUCGACAUAGACGGCUGGCGAUGGGCGCCGAGAUCCCUCCUCGCGUCCGCUGUACACGACCCCGUCCUCAGCACGGACGAGCGUGUCAUGCGCUUCCACACAGAGAAGCCGGCCAAUGCCUCGGACAAUGUCGCUCUAGGAACCCCGACGCCGAUAGGGCUCAAGGUACGACUUCCAGGCUAUAGAGUUGUGCCGGUGCCGCUUCUGCCGAAUUUUCCACUACACGCCUGGCCGGAAGUCAUCCACUCCGUGGAGGACAGUGUCAUUGCGCAGAGUGAACGGACAGGGCGGUGGUUCCGCAUCAUCGACUGGUACCGCAGCAGGAAGAUAGCCGUGUGGACGCGCGAGCAGCGCCGCGAGCACGACAGGCGCGAGGACAAUCCUCUCUGCAGGGCGAUCCACACGGGAAAGUGCUGCCUCAUCAUGGACAAGAAGAUUACUCUGGCUGACGGCACCACGGCCAGUUGUCUGGUGCAGGCUGACGAGCUACACGCGCGGGAAGUGCAAGAGGCGGGACACACAGCCGCGGAGAAGCACGUCGCGCUGAAGGCCGUUCGGGAAAGGGCCGUUAUUUUGUCCGCGGUAGACGAGAGGGAGGGCAAGAUGCUGUCCAAGAUUAAAGGUCUGGCGAUUUCCCUGGCCGAGGACCCUGUGACAGAGGCGUUUUUGCAGGUGCAGAAGAGCUACGCGCCGGGGCAGGAGGAGUGGGAGGCGGCGGAGCUUGCGGUCCGGAGAAGGAUGAAGAAAGUUGUGGAGGAGGCUUGGUACGCGGACGAGGAGUUUCGGCAGACGAUGAGGGAGUCUACGGGUGAUGAUCUGGACGACUAUGUGUGGGUGUUUGUGCCCAAGCUGUUUUCGCACGCUAUUUGGUUGAGGGAGCUGCCCGAGGGGCAGUUGUGGUUUGUGGAUUAG
This is a messenger RNA of Metarhizium brunneum ARSEF 3297, 2703 nucleotides long. RefSeq lists its product as uncharacterized. NCBI's taxonomy places the organism in Eukaryota, Fungi, Ascomycota, Sordariomycetes, Hypocreales, Clavicipitaceae. The record is from RefSeq and is a predicted model, not a curated record.